Drosophila sulfurigaster albostrigata is the source of this 2539-nucleotide messenger RNA. RefSeq lists its product as uncharacterized. The transcript is spliced from 4 exons. The record is from RefSeq and is a predicted model, not a curated record. Lineage: Eukaryota; Metazoa; Arthropoda; Insecta; Diptera; Drosophilidae. Gene Ontology annotation, biological process: negative regulation of protein kinase activity; negative regulation of TOR signaling; neurotrophin TRK receptor signaling pathway. Bases 301 to 2010 code for a protein of 569 amino acids. Gene Ontology annotation, cellular component: cytoplasm.
GUCAGUCGAAAGAAUACCAUUGAACGGAAGGGACGGACGAACAAAAUGCUAUAUUAAAAUAGUUGUAGUGGGUGUUUAUGUGAUUUUGUACGCGCCCGCGCCGCUCAGCCAAACGCAAAAGAGGACGAACGAGGAAGUCACGCACAAAAUCAAGAAAAAAGAAAACCAACCAACCACACGCAAAAUAUAAAUACAUAUACGCGAACGUGCAAUUAAAAAGUAUAUAUAGUAAUUGUGAAUUAAAGGCAAAUUGAAUCCGCCAAUACCGUUAAAAAUAAAAAAUCAUAAUCAAAACCAAUCAUGAUGAUCUCGUGCAAAUGCUUGAAUUUUACUGCCGCUUCGCCGCAGCUGCAGCGCAAUGGCAGCGGCAGCAGCAGUGGAGAAGAUGCCGCUCUGCCGGCACAGCUAUCGCAGGUAUUCGUGCAAAAUGUUCCAAGGGAUUUUCUCUACUACAGUAAUUAUAUGGAUUUCUUUAAACAUGCUUAUGGUCCCAUUCCAGAUCUAACCAUAAAUGCCAUCAGUCAGAAGAAUCUUAUCUGCAGCCUUACUUUAGACGUCACCGGCCAGAGCUGGCAGCUAUGCAUCUGCAUCAAUUGCAAGGUGGUGCUGUGUGCCAAACGCUUAACAGCAGGCGUGGGCGUCGGCGCUGGCGCCACGCCCACACACUACCUCAUCAACAGCACGAUGCUGUGCAAGAGCGAGGAUCUGGUGCAUCGACGCAGCCACAAAUCCUACUCGGAGACCUUUGAGUUGAUCAUCAUGGACCAGGACGACAACGGACCCGGAAGAACUGUGGCUGCAUCGGUCACCACUCCGUCGCCGCUGCCAGUUGGUGUUGGCAUCGUCAACUCGGCGUCCAGCUUGAGCAUUGGGUCGCUGUCGACCCAGUUGCCGCAGGAUGGCAGACUGCAGCGUCUGAGUCAGUUGAAAUCACAUCAACAGGCGCGAUUGCAGGACGAGAUCAAUGAGACGACCAAGCGUAUCGAACGCUUCUCCGAGCAGAACUUUGCGUUGCUCAAGAGCUUUCGCGAGAAGUCUGACCAGGAGGUGGCGCUCCUGGAGCGUUUGAUACAGCAACUGUCGGAGCCGGCCUGUGUGCUGUUGGAUCGUGCCAUGCCCGUUGCCCUGGAGGUGACCGGGCCAGCUGCGCGUCGUCGCAACACCAUCAGCAGUCGGCGAGACUUGGGUGUGCCAACCACGCCAACUACGCCCAGUGGCUUGGUGCAGCCGCCCAAUUUCCUGGCCUUGUCUCAAGACCAACCACAGCAGCAGCCGCAGCAGCAACAACAACAGCAACAGCAGCCGCCGCAGCUUCCAAGCGCUUCCAUCUUAACAACGCGCAAAAUGUCCAAUUUUGAUACACCGCCUGCCACACCAGAAGCCACGCCCAUGAGCGUGGGCAACAGUCCCACUUUCAGGCAGCAACAACAGCAGCAGCAACAAGCGACAACAGCAGCCAACGGCGGCUCGUUGCUGUUGUCCACGCCAGCUGCGACCUCGAAUGGAGCGGACGACGCUGACGAUUGCUUGUUUGAUCUGGAGGAUGUGGAUGGACCAAACCAGGUGCAGGGUCAGCCUGUGCCGAAUUUUCCACGUGCCCAGAUCUAUCAUCACGUACAGCUGCAGCAUCAGCUCAGCCAGCCACACAAUACACAGCAUAAUUAUCAGCAGUACGUCGACAACAUGAGCGAUGCCGACGAGGCUGAGGAUGCUCUUGACUUGGACAGCUCGUUGUCGAUACCCACGAGGGCCGGACGUCCGACCGAUGCGCAAAUGCAUUUCGCCAAUUUUGCCCGAAGUCUGCCCGUGGAAAUAGCCAACUCUCCACUGGUCGAGCGUAUGAAUAACAAUGCUAAUAAUAACAAUAACAACAACGUUGUCCAGGACGAUGAGGAGGUACUUGACAACACUGUGGACAUCGCAGCUAGCAUCAAGGCUUUGGCCAAGAGUGUCCAUGGCGAGGCUGUGUUCGGUGAUCUGCCACGUCCUCGUCUUCGCUCUCAGAUCUGAGUCGCAGUCUGAGGGACGGCGACCAGAGACAGAGAGAAAGAGAGAGAGAGGGAGAGAGAGAGAAGCCCCAAUAACACCACAACGUACACAUAUUUCAGCAUAAAUUGUUAAACUCAGCUGUUUGUUUAUUCUAAACUAAAUUAGUUUGCUCAACGAACUUGAAUCAUGGACACUUGAAAGCGCCUUCAUCAUAUAACCUUAUAUAUAUAUAUAGAAACGCAUACCCUCACACACAAACACACACAAUCACCAUACAUUUAACACACCAAACACACAAAUAAUUAAGUGAAAAACUGUAAUUUUUUCUUAAAUUUGUUCUGUAUUCUUAUAAGUUUCUCCCUUCGGAUGAUCUUCGAUUGAAAUAUGUAUUUUUUUCUUUGUACGGAAAAAUGAUGGCAGGAUUAAGUGUCACCUUUGAAUUAAUUAAUUUGAUGAUGUUGUUAGCUUACACAAUGAAUUAAUUACAUUAUGAUAAUAUUAAUACUUAUUAUAUAUGCAUAAAUGCAUACCACCCAGAUACAAUUACAAA